Volvox carteri f. nagariensis is the source of this 4299-nucleotide messenger RNA. RefSeq lists its product as uncharacterized. Bases 1 to 4299 code for a protein of 1432 amino acids. Gene Ontology annotation, biological process: endosomal vesicle fusion; vesicle-mediated transport; autophagy. Lineage: Eukaryota; Viridiplantae; Chlorophyta; Chlorophyceae; Chlamydomonadales; Volvocaceae. Gene Ontology annotation, cellular component: membrane; cytoplasm. The transcript is spliced from 27 exons. The record is from RefSeq and is a predicted model, not a curated record.
AUGCAGGACGAAACCUUCCGCACGGCUUUUACUUUUGCCACACUUCUUCGGCACCGCACGUCAGAUGCAGCCCGACGCAUCACGGCAAUUUCACUCGACACAGCAGCCGGUCGCGUAUUCAUCGGCCUCGCCAGUGGACACGUGGAGGAGCAUGAAAUUGUCGUAAAACAUUCGUAUGCGCUGGACGCAGGCCCGUCUGGCACAGGCCUGCAUGCCACGACACGCCUGGUGGCCGAGAAGCGCGUCUCCAAGCAGCCCGUGCUAUCGCUGGCCUGCCUCCCAACCGCAUCCCGCCUCGCAAUUCUCUGCGAGGACGGCACGGCGUUUGUCGCAGCAUAUGAUACGUGGAACGUGUUUGCCCUGCAAGGCGUCCGUACGGCCGUAGCCAUUGCCGCGGACCCGGCACCCGCUGCCGCAGCGGCGGCGGCCCGCUGGAUGCCAACAGACGACUCCGAUACCAGAAAUACUGAUAGCGGUGCGACAGCAACAAUCUCUGGCUCUAAGGCAACAGGGCCAGCGGUACCGGCCGCCGCGUCGAUACCCCCGCCGCGGCCGGUGCGCCUGGCUGUAGCAGUCAAAAGUAUCGCUACAGUCGCCAAGCUGCUGGUCUACUCCAUCGCUCCAUCCGUCGGCAUUGCCGCAAAUCAACCGCCAGCCCAUCUCCUGGCCCAGAUUCCGCUACAGGAUGCGGUGCAGGAUCUGACCUGGGUUGGCUCCGGGCUCUUCGUACAGCAUGCCACAUCGUACAACCUGCUACAGCCGGGUGGCCGCCUGCUCCGAAUCGCCGAGCACGGUUGCUGUCAGCCGCGUAUGGCCUCUGCGCCGUGGCCUGGCGGCCGGGGGGGGGCAGCCGACGGCGCCGUCGCUAGCGGCCGCGCCGUCACCACCAAGCCAGCGGCGGCGGCCGCCGCCGCCGCCGCCGCCAGCGGUAACUACUUCAUCGCGAUUUCGGACGCAGAGGGCGUGCUCGUGUACGACAGAACGAGCUCACGACUCGUACAGCGCAUUUUUUGGGCCCACGAUGACCCUUGGGUCACGGCUGCGAAGCGCAUCCCCGUGGCGGAGGACGCCGGCGGCGGUGGCGGCGUGGCUGUAGCCACCUCCGGCGUCGUCAUGUUGCUACAGCCUGUGGCGCCAGAUCUGCAGCGCUGUGACGGCGCCGGCGCCGGCGCGGCAGCGAGGUCGUUUGCGGCUCGCGAGCUGCUAAAGAGAAAGCGCUUUGACGCCGCGCUGGCGCUCAUCCGCAGCUGCCGACAAGCCAGGGAGGGCUGGGCGGACACGGCGCUGGCGCAGGCGGGGCUGCUACUGCUGCAGGUGAGUCCAAAAGGUGGUUCGAGCUUCUUUGGUAUUUCGCGUUGGCGUCGGAGCUACGUUGCGAGGACGCCCUUUGCGCUUUGGAGGAGGAGCUACUGGGGCCUGCAUGGCUCCCUACAGAGUGGGUGGGGGUGGUGGGGGGUGGGAGGUAGUGGGGGGGGGAGGUGGUAUUGGGUUUCGGAUCUACGGGGGGCUGGUUUGGACCGCAUCUGCGACGACUUUCUGGAGCUCCGAAACUCCACCACCAGCAGCCCGCGACCGUCGCCGUCACCGCCAGCGUCGCUGCGCAGCAGCGCGGGUGCUGGCGCCGCGACGGCGGCGGCGUCACAGCUGCUACUGCCGCGCGGUGAAGGCGGAGGGGAGGUGGCGGCGCUGGCAGCAGAUGCCAAACGUCACAUCGUGUCGUACCUGCUGCGAAACCGAGGGCGGCCCGGAGUGGUUUGUCUGGAGGGCAUCGACACGCUGCUGGUGCAUCUGCUGGUGGAUGCCGGGGAAACUGCCGUACUGGAGGCCUUUCUAGAAGCGCGCAGCGGCGGCGGCGGCGAAGGAGGCGGGGUUGAAGGGGAAGCAGGCGUUACCGGUGGCGGCUUGGGGGCGGCGGCGGUGAUGGCGGCGGCGAGGGGUCCGCAGGCAUGUGUAUCGCCCCGUGAUACGGCACUGGUGGCGGCCCUUGAAGGGGCGGGCAGGUUUCACGCGCUGGCGGUUCUCCGAGCCGGGCGGGGACAGAUACCCCAGUCCCUGGAGCUGUGGGAGAGUCUGGCCCUCGGCGGGAUAGCGGUCCUGGUGCUCGUGGUGGUGGUAGUGGCGGUGUCAGCGUACCCACUGGCAACUUUGGAUGCCAGCAGUUGCUUUUCCUUCAGUUCUUACUGUAAGAACUUGCAGCCUGUACUUCCCCCCCGUAGCGGGCAGAGGACCACACGUCCCGGAGUCGCCAAGCGCCAGUGGUGCGGUGGCGGCGGCGGCGGCGGCGGCGGCAGCGACAGUCGCAUCAGCGGCGGUAACGGCAAGCGCGUCGUCACUCGCGUCGGCGUCUUCGCCACCUUCCGACCGUGCCUUAGCAGGCCGCUACCGGUCGCGGACGUCAUGUCGCUGCUCCAGGGAAGGUACGACGGCGUGCGAUGGCAGUACAUGCACCACCUCGUGUACGGCAGCGCCGCCGCCGCCGCGGCCGCCGCCGCGCCAUCGUCAUCUUUUCGGACGGAACUGCCGCCCGCGACCGCAACGGGGGUGAUGGCGGCGGUGCCGCGUCAUCCGUCCGGCGGCCACGACGGCGUUGCCGCCGCCGCCGCGGCAGCGGCGGCACACGCCUGCUCGCCGCCGCCGCUGUCGACCGCCGCGGUAUUAGCGGGAGCUGACCGCGGCGGCGGAGGCGGCGGAGGCGGAGGCGCUGCCAUUGUGCCGUACGGCAGCGGCGGCGUAGCCGUCUGUUUCGCUUCUGGCGGCGGCGGCGGCGGGGGCGGUACAGGCGCCGCCGCUGCUGCAGCUACGGCCGCUUCGUCCGUCAGUACGGCGGAGCUGUCCUGGCUGGGCACGUUGGGGCUGUUGCCGGCGGCGGCGGUGACCCGACAGCUGCUAUUGGCGAUUCGGGCAGCCAGGCUUGCGGCGGGUUUGAAUCCAGAUCUAGAGCAGUACCUGGAUCUGGAUGCCGCCACCGCCGCCGGUGCUGGCGGUGGUGGUGCUGCCCCUGGCGGCGUGGACGGGAUCAGCUUUCCUACCGCCGCCGCCGCCGCCGCCGCCGGCGGACUGGGGGAUAGCCUGUCGCUGCUGCGGGCGCUCUCCCGAAGCGGCGACGGCGCCGGCAUGGGGACGUUGAUGGGUUUGAGAGCUGUACUGCAACACCAUUUGUACUGCUCGAAGCUGUACGACGCGGCGAUCGUGCUGCAGCUGCACUGCCGCCAGGGCGACCACCCCGCGGCGCUGGCGGUGUUGGCGCUACAGCUCGCGGAUGUGGACGGCGCCAUUUGCUACUGCCGGUCGCGGUGUGGCCAGGAGGGCUGGUUGGCGCUGCUGGACUUGCUGCUCAGGCCCGGAGGGGGGCGUGAACCGGACUACGGGGCCGCCUGCCGAGUGCUGGCUGCGGAGGGGGCGGCACUGGCACCUUUGCAGGUUCUGGAGGCGCUGAAUGACGACAUGCCGCUCCACCUGGCCCAGGGGACUCUGAGUCGUAUGGUGGGGUCUGUGCAGCAUCGUAAGCGGCAGGGCCAGAUUCUUCGGGCCCUCCACAGGGCCCAGAACCUGGCACUGAGAGCGGAGGUGGCCCAUUUACAGGCUAGCCGUGUGGUGCUGACUGACGAGAGUCUGUGUCCCGGAUGUCAGCGGCCGCUGACCACCCAGGUCUUCUACCGCUACCCCUCCGGAGUGGUGCUGUGCGCUAGUCUUCGGCUAAUGGUUAUAUACCUUGCCUCUCAAGGUGUGCGCGACCGGAAGGCCGAGGAUGAUGAGCGCAAUGAGCGCCCUCCACAAGUGCCCUGGCUCUGCUCCGCGCCCUGGUUGCGGCCAGGAGCUGUCAGCGCAGUCAUGUGCUCGUACGGCCACCCACGUGCUCCACCCGCUCCUGCAAGUUUGGAUCCCCCGGGAAGAAGUUCAGGCGCGGUGCUGAGCGCGGAGGUGCUGACCCGUGAGGCCCAACGCUUUCCACUUCCCAAGAUGGGCCUCAUGCAGGGUGUCACCUCAGAGCAUCCUUCGCCAGGUCCCCCCAUUCACGCGCAAGAAGGGUACACAAUACAGCCUUUGCGGUGCCAGCUCCACCCGGACAGCUUAUGCUCGUUUGCUGAGCUGAGUUCUGUACUUGGUUAUUUCAGUGUAGAUGUACCGUCCCGCUGCAUGCAAGCGCAGGCAAGGGAAGUGGCGACAGAGGUUCGGGACAACAAGAGCAAUUACUGCCAACACAGCGCUUAUGCCCACAAGUACAAAUCGACACGGGCAGACCAUGCUCGUCGCGUUCCAACUGUUAAGGCUGCGGUUGCCCACGGUCGCGGCUGCUAA